GCGUGCGCGUGUGUUUGCACUGUGGUGAUAACUGUCAAAAGUACACUCAACAACAGAUCAGCGCUGAGAGUCCAAUGGUCAGCGCCGCCUCUCUGCUCGCCCAGUGUCCGCUUCGAGGCGCCCGUAACCGGACUGCAUGAGGAGCGCUUGAAGGCUGAGCGGCUCCUUGGACACCAAGCACAUCCGUGUUGACAACAAAAGUUUGUCCAGCGUUUCGCAGUCAUGUCGGGACAACCAGGCUUCGUGAGCCCGUUCCACAGACCCCGGUGUUUGGCGGCUGCAGCCCCGGCGAGCAACGCCAAGUUCACCCACCCUGGAAAAGCUAUUAUGGCAGGUGGGAUUGCAGGAGGCAUUGAGAUCUGCAUCACCUUUCCAACAGAGUACGUGAAAACACAGCUGCAGCUUGAUGAAAAGGCAAAUCCUCCCAAAUAUAAAGGCAUAGGGGACUGUGUGAAGCAGACAGUGGACGGUCAUGGGGUGAGGGGUCUGUACAGAGGUCUAAGCUCUCUGGUGUACGGCUCUAUACCUAAAGCAGCUGUAAGAUUUGGGGUGUUUGAGUUCCUUAGUAAUAAGAUGCGUGAUGAGAGCGGUAAACUAGACAGUAAGCGGGGAUUCCUCUGUGGCCUUGGAGCUGGAGUUGCAGAAGCCGUGUUGGUUGUCUGUCCAAUGGAGACAGUUAAGGUCAAAUUCAUCCAUGACCAGACAUCAGCAAACCCAAAGUACAAGGGAUUUUUCCAUGGUGUGAGGGAGAUUAUUCGAACCGAAGGACUGAGGGGGACUUAUCAGGGCCUAACAGCCACUGUGCUGAAGCAAGGCUCCAACCAGGCCAUCCGCUUCUAUGUCAUGACUUCACUGAGGAACUGGUACAAAGGUGAUGACCCCAACAAAGCCAUUAACCCCUUGAUAACUGGAUCGUUUGGAGCUUUUGCCGGUGCCGCCAGUGUGUUUGGAAACACUCCUCUGGAUGUUAUCAAAACCAGAAUGCAGGGUCUUGAGGCUCACAAGUACAAAAGCACAAUGGACUGUGCCGUCAAGAUCAUGAAGCAUGAGGGACCAAAGGCGUUCUACAAAGGCACUGUCCCUCGGCUUGGUCGGGUGUGUAUGGAUGUGGCCAUAGUCUUCAUAAUCUAUGAGGAAGUCGUAAAGGUCCUGAACAAAGUUUGGAAGACGGACUGAGACGUACGCCCUGCUACACAAGCAGAAGUGUUAGGACAGGCCAUCCAUAUUAUAAACCAGGCCAAGUCCCAAAACAAUCUCCUAUAACACUGCUUCUAGGUUCUAAUCUCUACCUCCGAGUGAUUUUCAGAAAGAAAGGGAUGGUGUAUUCUUGAUUUUAUUUAUAACACAGUUAAGUGGAAGUAUUAUCUGCAUGAAAUAUGCUCCAGAUUGCAGAACCACCACUCCCACUUCCUCAUUUAUCUUAAAUUCCAGAAGGGUAAAGUUCCUUACGAGCUCAGGGAAAGGAAAGGGGCAUUUGUUUAGAUCCGCUUGAAUAGACAAAAAGGUUAAUGGGAACAAAAAAGCGACCUGACAUAAUGUGAUUCAGACACUAUAGACAAGGAAAUUUUGCUUGAAAAUUAGAGAUUCAUAUGCAAGUAUUUAGAUUUUUCCUAUUUUCAAAAGGCUGUUCAAAACCACCAUUAAUUCAAAAGCUGAUCUGAAUAAUUCAUCUCCAGAUAUCACUGCUGCAGAGGCUAAGGUACUCAAUGCCUUAAGUCACAGUUUUUAACAUUGUAGGAUCCAGAAAGAUGUAGUUAACAUUUAGAAAUGCACGUUUCCACCAAACAGCCGUUAAGGUGAUAUAAAGAUGUGUUUCACUUUGAAGUUGCAGAAAUGUUUUAAUCAAUUAACUUACUAGAUUGAUACUAUAACAAGUGCCUAUGUAUUGUAUGAUUCAUGAUCUUUUGAGAUUAAGAAUGAUUAAAUGUUGUAUGUACUUAGUCACCAGAGAUUUUUAUGAAUGUACUCAAGUGAAAACACUACACUAGGGCCAAAUGUUUCAUUCCAGGCAGCAUCUGAGUCACAGUAUGUCUGAGAUGUUAAUGUUAUCUGCUGAUAUGAAUUCCUGCUUCUAAAUUCAAAUAGCCUUUAAUACAUGAUUUAAUAGAUGCCUGUUUGAGAAAUUCUAUUAAUAGUGCCUUCCAAGAUUUUUUAGACUUUCUUUUUUCUUUUUAAGAUGAAUUGCCUUUACCUUUUACCUUAACUGACAACCCAAUGUGCCAACUGCUGGUCAGAAAUUUAAUGCCAUUUUAAAGACUGGAGCUUGUGAGUCUGGCAUGUUUACAUGCAGUGCAAUUAAUUUAGUUUGCUCAUAAUACAGUCUUUAUUUAGGAUACACAAUGUUUACUUUGAGCUACUUUUUCAGCUUCAUGUUAGACCAGCCUUGCAGAAAUGGAGCCUCUUGUAUGUCACAGAUGUUUAAACAUCUUUGGAGUUUACAUUAUUUCCUGUAGUUAAACCCGGUCUUGUGCCUUCGGUCUAAUGAAUUCUGACAUGUAUGCUCACAAAUAAACAUUGUAUCUGACUGUUGAA
Messenger RNA from Pleuronectes platessa (European plaice), 2532 nucleotides. RefSeq names its product slc25a1 solute carrier family 25 member 1b (gene slc25a1b). The transcript is spliced from 9 exons. Bases 223 to 1176 code for a protein of 317 amino acids. The record is from RefSeq and is a predicted model, not a curated record. Lineage: Eukaryota; Metazoa; Chordata; Actinopteri; Pleuronectiformes; Pleuronectidae. Gene Ontology annotation, biological process: mitochondrial citrate transmembrane transport.